Messenger RNA from Funneliformis geosporum, 1425 nucleotides. NCBI's taxonomy places the organism in Eukaryota, Fungi, Glomeromycota, Glomeromycetes, Glomerales, Glomeraceae. The record is from the annotation of a GenBank genome assembly.
AUGUGUAGUCUCCGAACCGCCAGCGUUUUUAGUUUAUUGGAAAAUAUAAAUUGGAAACUUUUUAAAAAUAAAGGUGUUCACGUAACUCGUCUGGAAACUUUAAAACUUCUUUCAAAAGAACCGCACUUGUCAGAUAAGGAUUACGCAUAUCAGGCGAAGUUAGAUGCUUUACGUACAGUCAAUCUUUGCAAUGAACAACAAGUUGUUAAAGAUUUGGUUCUCAAAAAAGAGGAUAAUGUAUUUUAUACAGGUGCCGCAGGAACCGGUAAAAGCAUACUUUUAAGAUCGAUAAUCAGCGACUUAAGAAAAAAGUACGGGAAAUCUUCAGUUGCAGUUACAGCAAUGACUGGUAUCGCGGCAAUAAACAUUGGUGGACAAACGCUACAUUCUUUUGCUGGAUUUACGCCUCAAUCGAGUUUAAUGAACAUUGAAAGUCUUCAUAAACAUCUUAAUAGAUCUCGUAGGAUAGUAAAAAGAUGGAUGAAAAUCAAAGCGUUGGUAAUCGAUGAAGUUUCUAUGCUUGACGCUGAAUUGUUUGAUAGAUUGAAUCAUGUGGUCAAAAAUAUUCGUUGUGACACAAGACCCUUUGGCGGAUUGCAGUUAAUUAUAACGGGAGAUUUUUGUCAACUUCCUCCUGUCAACAAAGUAUUAAAUUAUUGUUUUGAAGCGGAAUCAUGGAAUUCGUUAAAUCAUGCGAUUCAACUAACCACCGUACAUCGACAAUCCGAACAAGAAUUUAUUAAGAUGUUAAAUGAGAUCAGAUUUGGAACGAUGUCGGAAAAAACCAUCGAAACCAUAAAUAACUUAGAUAAAGCACCUGAAUACAAAAAUGAUGGAAUUGAUGUAUCCUCAGAAGAUUGGGAACCUAAAAAUUACGGUCAAUUGAGAUCGCUCAUCAAAGGCUGCCUGGCACCGUUAAAAUUACCGCUUAAAAUUAACGCUCAAGUCAUGUUAACUAAGAACUUUACAAAACAAUUGGUUAAUGGUAGUAAAGGCGUUGUGGUUGGAUGGUUUUCCAUACCAUCCAUGAAAUUUUAUGAUGAACAUGAUGAAGUUCCAAGUGAUGAUGUAACUUUUGUAUUGCCUGUUGUAAAAUUUACUAAUGGACAAAUCAAGAUUAUUCCUUGGACUGAAUGGACAUUAAGGGAUGAAACCGAUCAUGUCGUCGCCCGACGUAUACAGAUUCCUCUCAUUCUUUCUUGGGCAAUUAGCAUCCAUAAAAGUCAAGGACAAACCUUAGAACGCGUAAAAGUUGACCUAAAUAAAGUGUUUGAAAGAGGACAAACUUAUGUCGCGUUAUCCCGAGCGACCUCUCUUAAUUCGCUGCAAGUACUCAAUUUUUCACGAGAUAAAGUAAUAACCGAAGAAAGAGUAAAGAUAUUUUACGAUUUAUUAACCAAAUUUUCUGGCAAUGAUGUAUCAUAG